This is a messenger RNA of Lynx canadensis (Canada lynx), 1644 nucleotides long. It is a transcript of the gene ERI3, whose product is annotated as ERI1 exoribonuclease family member 3. The transcript is spliced from 9 exons. The coding region runs from base 185 to 1198 and encodes 337 amino acids. The record is from RefSeq and is a predicted model, not a curated record. Gene Ontology annotation, biological process: exonucleolytic trimming to generate mature 3'-end of 5.8S rRNA from tricistronic rRNA transcript (SSU-rRNA, 5.8S rRNA, LSU-rRNA). Gene Ontology annotation, molecular function: 3'-5'-RNA exonuclease activity; nucleic acid binding. Lineage: Eukaryota; Metazoa; Chordata; Mammalia; Carnivora; Felidae.
AGCCGGGAACGGGCGGUGGGGAGCGGGCGGAGCUGGCCUUGCCUCUGCCUGGCUGGCGCCGCAGUCGGCGCGGGCCGCGCCCGCCGCCGUAAACUGCCCCGAGCGCCUGCUGAGGCCGAGGGAGACGUCGGGGCCUGCACCUGGAGGGAGCCUGCCGCGCUGGCCCCGAGGAGGGGGCGUUGCCAUGGCGACAGCCUCUCCCGCCGCUGACGGGGGGCGGGGGCGGCCCUGGGAAGGAGGGCUGGUCUCCUGGCCCCCUGCCCCUCCCCUUACUCUCCCCUGGACUUGGAUGGGUCCGAGUUGGGGGCAACACCCUGGGCAUUGGGGCUUUCCAGCUCUCACAGAACCUUCAGCAUCCCCAGCUGGCAGUCUUGGCAUCUUCGAAGUAAGGAGAGUUUUAGAUGCUUCUGGAUGUUCAAUGCUAGCACCUUUACAGACUGGAGCAGCUCGAUUUUCUUCAUAUUUACUUUCAAGAGCAAGAAAAGUGCUGGGCUCCCACUUAUUUUCUCCCUGUGGUGUUCCGGAGUUCUGCUCCAUAUCCACCAGAAAACUGGCGGCCCACGGCUUUGGCGCAUCCAUGGCGGCAAUGGUGCCCUUUCCUCCCCAGAGGUAUCACUACUUUUUAGUGCUGGACUUUGAGGCCACGUGCGACAAGCCACAGAUUCAUCCUCAGGAAAUUAUCGAGUUCCCCAUCCUGAAGCUAAAUGGUCGAACCAUGGAGAUUGAGUCUACCUUUCACAUGUAUGUCCAGCCCGUAGUCCAUCCACAGCUUACUCCCUUCUGUACAGAGCUCACCGGGAUUAUUCAAGCUAUGGUGGAUGGUCAGCCAAGCCUGCAGCAAGUACUGGAGAGGGUCGAUGAGUGGAUGGCGAAGGAAGGCCUCUUAGAUCCAAACGUCAAGUCAAUUUUUGUCACCUGUGGAGACUGGGACUUGAAAGUCAUGCUCCCAGGUCAGUGCCAGUACUUGGGCUUGCCAGUGGCGGACUACUUCAAGCAGUGGAUUAAUCUGAAAAAGGCUUACAGCUUCGCCAUGGGCUGCUGGCCCAAGAAUGGACUUCUAGACAUGAACAAGGGCCUCAGCCUGCAACACAUAGGCCGGCCCCACAGCGGCAUUGAUGACUGCAAGAACAUUGCCAACAUCAUGAAGACACUUGCGUAUCAAGGCUUCAUCUUCAAGCAGACAUCGAAGCCGUUCUGAUUGGCCGAGGACGGGAUGGGGCAGGACAGGGUAGCUGCUUGGCCCAGCCCAGAACCCUCCUUUCCCUCACCAGAGGGGAAAAGGGAGAGUGGCACAGCUCUACAUCCAGAGUGUCCCCCAGCCUGCCCUGUGGGCUUGUGCCCGGGGUAAGGGCUUGGCCACUUGGCCCCUCUGGAGCAGACACUUUGUGGCCCCCACCCCAACCCCCCAACCUCAGCCCAGUAUUAGCCCCUCCCAUUGUGGGCCUGGGCUAGGGGGACCCAGGCACUCACCGCCUCCUCCCUGGUACACAGGCUUCUGCCGGGGCCACCAAGCCCCUGUGCCCCCUCCCAUCUGUAGUGCAUGGUGUGUGGUGCCCCCAGGGCUCCAGGACAGAUCAGGCCCCACCUUGUGUCUACCCCCAUCCCCGCUGUGAACGUGCCACUGAAUAAAGUCGGGGAAACGAG